AUGGUCCGCGGCGCAGAAUUCGACAACGGUGUCCCCCAGAGCGACAACCCUAUCGAGAACGGUCCUAACAAGGCUCACGGAGUCGGCAAUGAGCCCGCAGACCUGAGCCGCUCACACAAGGCUGCCCCCAUGCCAGAGCAGACUGGCUCCGGGCGUGACGUAUACCCUGGCUUGCCUACUGCUGGGUCGGAUCACCCCCACGGUGGUGCUGCCAAGCCCAUCUCCCUUGAUGAGAAGAACACUGCUGGAAAAUAA
This is a messenger RNA of Penicillium expansum, 255 nucleotides long. RefSeq lists its product as uncharacterized. The record is from RefSeq and is a predicted model, not a curated record. NCBI's taxonomy places the organism in Eukaryota, Fungi, Ascomycota, Eurotiomycetes, Eurotiales, Aspergillaceae. Bases 1 to 255 code for a protein of 84 amino acids. The transcript has 2 exons.